AUGCCAGCAGCUUCAGCAGUUAAGUCCGCCAAAGACAGUGCCAGCAGCUUCAGCAGCCCCAUCCGCUCAAGACAGUGCCAGCAGCUUCAGCAGUCCGAUCCGCCAAAGAUAUUGCCAGCAGCUUUAGCAGUCCCAUUCACCCAAGACAGUGCCAGCAGCUUCAUCAGCCCCAUUCACUCAAGACAGUGCCAGCAGCUUCAGCAGCCCCAUCCGCUCAAAAAAUACCAGCAGCUUCAUCAGUCCCAUCCGCCCAAGACAGUGCCAGUAGCUUCAGCAGCCCCAUCCGCCCGAGACAGUGCCAGCAACUUCAGCAGUCACAUCCGCUCAAGACAGUGCCAGCAGCUUCAGCAGCCCCAUCCGCCCCAUACAGUACCAGAAGCUUCAGCAGUCCCAUCCGCCCAAGACAGUGCCAUGCCAGCAGCUUCAUCAGUCCCAUCCAAUCAAGACAGUGCCACCAGCUCCAGCUGUCCCAUCCGCCCAAGACAGUGCCAGCAGAAUCAGCAGUUCCGUCCGCACAAGACGGUGCCAGCAGCUUCAACAGUUCCGUCCGCCCAAGACAGUGCCAGCAGCUUAAGCAGCCCCAUCCGCCCGAGACAGUGCCAGCAGCUUCAGCAGUCACACCCGCUCAAGACAGUGCCAGCAGCUUCAGCAGCCCCAUCCGCCCGAGACAUUGCCAGCAGCUGCAGCAGUCAUAUCCGCCCAAGACAGUGCCAGCAGCUUCAGCAGCUCCAUCCACUCACGACAGUGCCAGCAGCUUCAGCAGUCCCUUCCGCUCAGAAAAGUACAAGCAGCUUCAGCUUUCCCAUCCGCCUUAAUACAGUGCCAGCAGCUUCAUCAGUCCCAUCCGCCCAAGACAGUGUCAGCAGCUUCAGCAGUCCCAUCCGCCUAAAUACCGUGCCAGCAGCUUCAGCAGCCCCAUCCGCCCGAGACAUUGCCAGCAGCUUCAGCAGUCACAUCCGCUCAAGACAAUGCAAGCAGCUUCAGCAGCCCCAUCCGCCCGAGACAUUGCCAGCAGCUGCAGCAGUCACAUCCGCCCAAGACAGUGCCAGCAGCUUCAGCAGCCCCCUCCGCUCAAGACAGUAUGUCCCAUCCGCUGAAGACCUUGCCAAUAGCUUUAACAGUCCCAUCCACCCAAAACAGUGCCAUCCGAUUCAGCAGUCCCAUCCGCCCAAUACAGUGCCAGCAGCUUCAGCAGUCCCAUCCGCUCAAGACAGUGCCAGUAGCCUCAGCAGUCCCCUCCGCCCAAGACAGUGCCAGAAGCUUCAGCAGUCACAUCCGCCUAAAUACAGUGCCAGCAGCUUCAGCUGUCACAUCCACUCAAGACGGUGCCAGCAGCUUCAGCAGCUCUUUCCGCCCAAGACAGUUCCAGCAGCUUCAGCACUCCCAUCCGCCCAAGAGAGUGCCAGCAGCUUCAGCAGCCCCAUCCCCCAAGACAGUGCCAGCAGCUUCAGCAGACCCAUCCGCCCAAGACAGUGCCAGCAGCUUCAGCAGCCCAAUCCGCCCAAGACAGUGCCAGCAGCUUCAGCACUCACAUCCACUCAAGACAGUGCCAGCAGCUUCAGCAAUCCCAUCCGCCCAAGACAGUGUCAGCAGAUUCAGCAGUCACAUGCACCCAAGACAGUGCUAGCAGCUUCAGCAGUCCCAUCGGUCCAAGACAGUGUCAGCAGCUUCAGCAGUCACAUUCGCCUAAGACAGUGCCAGCAGAUUCAGCAGCCCCAUACGCCCAAGACAAUGCCAGCAGCAUCAGCAGUCACAUCCGCCCAAGACAGUGCCAGCAGCUUCAGCAGUCACAUCCGUCUAAAUACCGUGCCAGCAGCAUCAGCAGCCCCAUCCGCCAAAGACAGUGCCAGCAUCUUCAGCAGUCUCAUCCGCCCAAGGCAGUGCCAGCAGCUUCAGCAGCCCCAUCCACCAAAGACAGUGCCAGCAGCUAGCUUGAUUCCUUCUGGCAACUUAUCCAAAGGCUUUGUCAAUGUCGACUAUGGAAGUCCAGAAGAGGCAGAGAAAGCUAUUAAAUACAUGGAUGACUGUAUGUUCGCGAAGUACUGA
This is a messenger RNA of Dreissena polymorpha, 2046 nucleotides long. RefSeq lists its product as uncharacterized. Lineage: Eukaryota; Metazoa; Mollusca; Bivalvia; Myida; Dreissenidae. The record is from RefSeq and is a predicted model, not a curated record. The transcript is spliced from 5 exons. Gene Ontology annotation, molecular function: nucleic acid binding. The coding region runs from base 1 to 2046 and encodes 681 amino acids.